This is a messenger RNA of Syngnathus typhle (broad-nosed pipefish), 3158 nucleotides long. Its product is annotated as cytoplasmic polyadenylation element-binding protein 1-like. Gene Ontology annotation, biological process: negative regulation of cytoplasmic translation. The record is from RefSeq and is a predicted model, not a curated record. The transcript is spliced from 11 exons. Bases 341 to 1966 code for a protein of 541 amino acids. Gene Ontology annotation, molecular function: ribosome binding; mRNA 3'-UTR binding; translation factor activity, RNA binding. Gene Ontology annotation, cellular component: neuron projection; synapse; cytoplasm. NCBI's taxonomy places the organism in Eukaryota, Metazoa, Chordata, Actinopteri, Syngnathiformes, Syngnathidae.
UUCUAAUGUGAAAGCUAGAUUGUACCAAUGGUUAUCAACUUGAAACUUGUCAGCAUUUUUUUGAGCACCCUUCAAGUCUAAAUACUUUUAAGUCUGCUGAGUCAUGAUGCCUGUGUGCUCGAGCUCCCUCCCCCUCCCUUGCUGCCUUGGUCAGCUGGCUCAGAAAACAGGCUAGUAAGUGGUAGCUGCAGUGUCGGUGGUCCUCUGCCGCCUGAUACCUCCUGUACCGCCAGUGAAGGGGGUACCCACUCGCCGGUACUGCCAGCAAUUUUUUUUCCCCCCUUAAGAAGCAGGGAGGGAAGGCUGAUGUCAUUAAGAGACCGUGAGUGCAUGAGCAGUCAUGUCACAUGCUGCUAGGUGGGUCAGCUAUGCAGAUGGAGAUGCAUGGCACACGCACGGGGCGCAGAGGCAGCAGGUUAGCUCCCCCGUCAUCCAGGAGACUGGCUUGGCUUCAGCAGGCACCAGGAGGAUGCUCUUUGAAGGCGUGCCUGAGAUGCAGUCGUCCCGGGUAACGCAGAGUGUGUCAGACUUGGGCUUGGGCCUCCAGUCUCUCCGUUUGUCUGGCUGGGACAGACCUUGGAGCAGUCAGGAGACUGAGUCACUCUCCUCUCCCUCCCAGGUUCAGACCAGUUCACCUUCAAUGCUGGGCAUCCUGAACAGUCCCUAUAGCAGCAUACUUGGAAAGCCUCCAUCUUACCCGCCCUCUGAGUCUGUAAACAUGACCGCUGACUUCCUGGAGAAGUUUCCUGGCAUGGCUCGCAUGGUGACCCGUUUGGACUCCAGCUGCUUUUUGGAUUCGCGCUCUAGCAGCCCUGAAGACUCAGAGACGAGUGGCUUCAGCUCUGGUUCUGACCACCUCUGUGAUGUGCUGUCCUCUCUGCGGAUUUCGCCUCCCCUGCCUUACGUAUCAAACAUUCAAAAGGAUCUGCUGCGACUGGGCUCCCGUUUGGACCCCCAGGACACCAGCUCUCCUCUUACGCCGCCAUCCAUCGCCAGCCCGGCCGCCUCUGCUCUAUCUCGCCGCUGGCGCACUGGAUCUCCGUGGCCCGGUGUGGACAUACUGGACCAGCCGGAUGAAACAUUUAGCAUUGAGAGGGAGGCGCGCCUGCAUAGACAGGCUGCAGCUGUGAAUGAAGCAACCUUCACCUGGAGCGGUCAGCUGCCUCCCAGAAACAACAAGGAUCCUCUCUACUCCUGCAAGGUCUUUCUUGGUGGUGUACCUUGGGACAUCACAGAAGCUGGACUCAUCAACACAUUCAGUGGCUACGGUCCUCUGACUGUGGAGUGGCCUGGUAAGGACGGAAAGCACCCUCGCUGUCCUCCCAAAGGUAAUGUGGCAAAAGGCUAUGUGUACCUGGUUUUUGAGAACGAGAAAUCUGUGCGGGCUUUGCUCCAUGCCUGCUCACAGGACCCGUUUCACCCAGAGGAUAACAGGGAGUACUACUUCAAAAUGUCCAGUCGACGAAUGCGUUGCAAGGAUGUGCAGGUUAUUCCCUGGGUCAUUUCUGACAGCAACUACGUGCGCUCCCCUGCUCAGCGUUUGGACCCCAGCAAGACUGUGUUUGUGGGCGCACUGCAUGGCAUGCUGAAUGCAGAAGCGCUGGCUAGCAUCAUGAACGAUCUGUUUGGAGGAGUCAUGUAUGCAGGAAUUGACACAGACAAACACAAAUAUCCGAUAGGGUCUGGACGUGUAACGUUUAACAAUCAGCGAAGUUACCUGAAGGCAGUCUGCGCAGCAUUUGUGGAAAUCAAAAGCUCCAAGUUUACCAAAAAGGUCCAGAUUGACCCUUACCUGGAAGACUCGAUGUGCCAGGUUUGCCUCCGCCAAGCCGGGCCGUUCUUCUGCAGAGACCAGGGUUGCUUCAAGUACUACUGCCGCACAUGCUGGCAUUGGCAGCAUUCUAUGGACAUCCUGAGCAACCACCGGCCUCUUAUGCGCAACCAGAAGAAUAAGGACUCCAGCUAGGAGGGCCAGGAGUCAGUCCCCCUAGGGGCCAGGCCGUAGAGCACAAGCCGUCCGGACGGCUGUCGGCGUGUCGCGCGGGGAACUCCACCAGGCACGGGGGUUAUCACUGUUGGAAUGUUCACUUUUUGCACUUGCUCUAUUUUUGCUGUUCACAGUUGGCACUAUGCACCGUGACCUUGUUGGGAGAGACAAGGGACCGUUCACUUUCCAGCAUCAAACGCCAGAGUUCGUUGAAGGGUAGGAAGUGAAGGAAAAUGCCCCCCCCUUUUUUUUUUUUUUUUUUUUUUUUUUUUUUUUAGUUUACAUGUUGCAUAGUGAAGAGCAGUCACGCAAGUCUCAUUGCCGUUCAUUGGCAAACACCAUAGUGCCUUUAAAGUUUUAGUUUCCCCCCCCCCUCCCCUUCCCCCAGUUGGUGUUUUUUCCAGUGCGAGCCAACUGGUGUUUCUUACUUUGGGAGUUGAAUGUUGGGCUUCAUUUAACCAGUCGCAUUUCAGACUUUUACGCAGUUUUUUACUAAUUUGUACACACAGCGGUUUUAAGUCAUGACAUGAGAAAUUUGAACAGAAUUCUACCCGGUGGCUGUUUUGGAGAAAACCUUUUAUUUCCCCCCCCAAAUCCCAGUCCAUUUUUGUUUUUCUGACUGCAUUUUAUUUGCCCUGCCAGAUUUCAACAUGAAGGGCACAGUUUGGAAGUCCCACCUAACUUGCUUUGUUGCGGUUAUGUCAAAUGUGGGUUCCAGUAGUGUCGGAUACUGCUUCAACUGAUCAUCCUUUGUUUCAAUCGAAUAGACCUUGAGUGAAUGUUUUUUGUUUCAACUUUUUUUAAUUUGCACUUGUGGAGAGGUGGCAGUAGUUUUAAUCACAUUAUUACAUUGUAAGGAGGAUGUGGCUGUGAUGGAGCCGCUGGCCUCCUGUUGAAUGUAAGAACUUCCACUUUGUUGACCGAAUUGUCCACCCAGACCUUGAGUAGACUCCAAAUGCACACUUUGUAAGCCUUGUCUGCCUUCCUCUUGCAGAUGGAUGUGAUUGCAUAAGCGGUGUGCCAAAGUCUGAUUUCUCUUGCUCUCAAGUUCUCUUCACCCAGCUGCUUUUUACAGUUUGCAAAGUCUACCUCAUUGUGGUCUGCCAAGUUUGCUGCUUACAGUUGUGGAGUAUGUUCAGAUUGGGCACAUUAAAGGUGUUUAAGCAUUAAA